Drosophila bipectinata is the source of this 3748-nucleotide messenger RNA. It is a transcript of the gene rgr, whose product is annotated as regular. Gene Ontology annotation, molecular function: RNA polymerase II transcription regulatory region sequence-specific DNA binding; DNA-binding transcription factor activity, RNA polymerase II-specific. Lineage: Eukaryota; Metazoa; Arthropoda; Insecta; Diptera; Drosophilidae. The record is from RefSeq and is a predicted model, not a curated record. Gene Ontology annotation, cellular component: nucleus. Gene Ontology annotation, biological process: regulation of transcription by RNA polymerase II.
UGCCCGGCAAAGUGAAAAGUUCAAAGACUCCCGCGGUUCCGCCGGCUUUUGGAUCGGUCGUCUAUAUUCCGCGUGUGUGCGACUUGAAAGUUUUCCAAAACAAACUGUGAGCGUGGUGAAGGAAGAUGUUGCCGCUGCAGGAGCAAGUGCAGCAGCAGGAGUCGCCGGCACAGUCCCUGACAUGGCAGCUGGAGGACUAUGCUUACUUCCGGAAGUGCGGGGAAAUCACCGCCUCGCCGGACGUCCAGUGUUUUGGGUUCAACUGCGCCUUCUGCCCGUCCAUUUGCCUGCAGUUCUCCGUGUUCAUGGACCAUAUUCGCCUCCAGCACACCCAGGACGUGAGGCGGCGCUACGAAGGCGCCCAGGAGAAGGUAGAGAAAACCACUCAAACGGACCUGGUCAUCAUGGAGAUGGACUGUCCGGAAAUGUAUCCCGUGGAAGCGGUGAAGAAAUCCAAUUGGCAACCCGUGCAAACGGAAGCCAUUGACAUGGACAUACAGCUGAUGAGUCUCGUCCAGCAGACCCCCGCACUGCCGCCGCUGGAAAGUCAAACAACAGCAAUCGCGCCCGAAAUAGACCUGGUGUACGUGGUAGAAAAUCCGUUGCCACCCUCGCCGCCACCAUCGGCGGACAUAUCGGGCGAUGAGCUGACGACCACCGAGGGUUGCCUGGGCCUGCAGGCGGCAGACCUGGAUCCAUUUGCCGUGCUGCACGAGGUGGUUAUGACUCCGCCCACACCCACCCACUCUGGUUCGAUUCCGGCCGCCGCAGAGACGCCCCCCGCCUCAGCAAUGGUGCUACCGACUCCAAUGCCGCGCUACGAGACACGACGCGUGGCACUGCAGCGUAAGCUUCGUCAAGCGAAAAACGAGAAUCCAUUGGAGCUGGAACUGGAGGAAUUGGAGGAGCUGGAGGAGGAAGAGAUGGAGGUAGAGGAGCAGCCGGAAAAGAAUGUGCUGGAACUAACGCCACCGGCAACACCCCCAACCCCAGCACCGCCCACCUCGCCCACCAGCAGCAUAGCCAGUAGCUUGGAUUUCCAAUCGAGAACACGCCGUGAGCUGGAGAGGAACCGCGACUUUGUCAGUUCUCUACUGAAGGAAUACGAACGUAUGGAUAAGCUCUGGAAUCCCCGACAUCCCGACUACAAGUACAAUGCCAAGAGGAGUGUCUAUGGCGAGCUGGCUGCCCCACUGGAAGCCAUAUGCCACAUGCGACUGACGGGAGCUGAGAUAUUCGCGGUGCUCAAGGAACUCCGGGGCAGAUACCGCCGGGAGCUCAGCAAACUAAACGCCCUGGGCGGGAAGUACAAGUCCCGGCUCUGGUACUUUGACAAGAUGCACUUCCUCAGAGGUGUGAUUGAAAACAAAAGAGCCGAAAGGGAAGCCAAGGUCUCCAAUGAGUGCAAUGAGAGCGAAAAGUCCUGCGAAACGGACGCCGAUUCGUGCAGCAAGUCAGCUCUCUACCGAGAAGUACUCAGCUUUAUCCUCGACGCCUUCAAGCGUAUGGAGUGCCUGUGGAACCCCCAGCACUACGACUACUCCAGUUGCUGCAAGAAGGAGCUCUAUCGGGACAUAUCCACCCAGCUGCAGGAGGAUCUCAACUAUGAGCUUAGCGGCGAGGAGUGCUACAAGGAGAUCCAGAAGCUGAGGACCCGCUACCGCAAGGAACUGCGUAUGGUCAUCAAGCACAAGGGCCUGUACCUGCCCAAGCUAUGGUGCUACGAUGAAAUGGAGUUCCUGCAACCCAUUUUGCAGGAGCAAAUCUUCCACAAGAUCAACAAGAAAGUGGGUGUGGUGGAGACCAAGCAGAAGACCAAGUUCAUCGACGCCAGCUCCAUCCAGUUCGCCACUGCAGAGGAUCAGCUGCAGUUCGUGGAGAUCUACCGGAACUACGCGGCUCUCUGGGAUGUAGAUCAUCCCGACUAUCGUUCCAAUGCCUACCGAAAUCAGGCCCUGGGCCAAAUGCUGGAAGAGAUUAACACCACCUUUGCUUCAGGCUACACCACCGAGCAGCUGGAGAAGACCCUGUUCGACUUGCGGAAGGACUUCUCGGCACAAAAACGCAAGAUACUCACCGAACCCAGCGACACCAUCAGUAUUCCCCUUCUGCACGCCAAGUUGGCGGAGUUUUUGGAGCAGAAUGUCGGACCCUUCCGCUGCGAUGUGUGCUCGGAGCUGGUCAAGACCUGUGACCAGUACAAGGUGCACCGAUCCGGGCACGAUGGCACCCAGCCGUUCAUCUGCACCCUCUGCGGGAAGGGCUUCCAAAUGCCCUGUAACCUGACAGUGCACAUACGUCGCCACAGAAGGGACUUCCCCUACGCCUGUGAGCAGUGCGAUAAGCGCUUCGCCACCUCCACCGAGGUGGCCAUCCACCUGCGCACCCACACCGGCGAACGGCCCUACAUCUGCGACCUGUGCGGGAAAUCCUUCAAAACUUGGUCAUUCUUCGACAUCCACCGACGCCGACACCUCAACCAGUCGACCUUCCACUGCCCGAUCUGUGCCAAGGGCUUCUACGAGAAGAACCGCUUCACGGAUCACAUGAACAGUCACUGGGCGAUCCGCAAGCACCUGUGCACGGUGUGCGGCAAGGCGUUCACCACCUACGGCAACCUGAAGAAGCACACGGAGCUGCACCUGGCGGUGAAGAAGUACAAGUGCAGCGCCUGUGGCCGGCGGUUCGCCCAGUUCGCCAGCCUGCGUUGGCACAAGAAGAAGGAGCACUCCGCCGAGACGAGUGCAGAAACGGAGGAGAAGUAGACCUCCCACUCAAGGCACUCUACUCUGUUUACACUGCAAUCGUAGAGGUUUAAGUUUUUUCAUCGCGUACUUAACGUUAUCAGUAGUACCUAUAGCAUAUCGUCGAUCUAGCACUAAGUAAUCUAUUUAUUUAGACUCUAAGUGGAACUGAUAGAUGGCCAGAGGGCCAAGAAAGUGAAACCAAAAAUGUAUUGUUUCUCGAAUCUGACCAAGAGCUGGUUGCAACCAGAUUACGCUGGACUUUUAUUCGCCAGAGUCGUAAAUCUUCCAUCCAUCCAAUCAUCGUUAAUGUAUAUAUCCUCCGAUUGGCUAAUUUCUCGAACGUUUAUUGACUUCAAUUCCAGUCCCAGGCUGAUGAAAGUGCAAGUGACAAAUGAACCAGAGAACCCAUCGCCAAGAACCCAACGCCCUUCUCCUCAAUUCGAUUUCAUUAAAUUGUUGCAACAGAAAAAAUUACGAGUACCAGCCGGAAAAUGAAAAUUAAUUGCACCCAAUGAAUCGUCGAGCAAGCCGAGCAUAUAUCUAGACUCCAGAGCCAAAUGCAUUGAACUGUAACGCAGUAAUUAUCCAAAGGCAUUGCUAAAUAAAAUCGAAAGCUAAUCAACUGUCGAGGGGGCGUUGGAGGAGCUCCACAAAUUAAAAACAAUAUAUCACCAAAGAUAAAUAGGGCUGGGCUCCAAAGCGCGAUUUAUAUUCUUUAAAUAUUACCGCCAUAAAUAUUUAUUGUUUCGAGUAAUAGGCUUUGGAAGUCGGCACGAGUUAGAAGUUUUUUUUUUUAUUUUUUAUUUAAUGUUUAUGACUCUUUAUGUGGCAAUAAAAAUACUUUAAAGUGAAAUGUUGCUCUUGAAAUACUUAUUUUUUAUAUUUAUAUUAUUUACCUAUAAGUGUCGUAGGUUUAUUUUAGUUUUUGGCAAAUCUUUCAACUCCUUUUGGCUCUUGGGACGAAUCAGCAUCUGUACGGACUUCAGGGAACGGAAACUAUA